GCAAAGCGUAACAUUGAUAUUAAUUUUUUCUUCUCAUUGCACAAAUAACUUUAGUAUAAGGAUAAGCUCGUGUUAUUGCGCGCGCAUAAUACUCGAUAUAAAAACCUAAAAUUAUCUUCUCUUUAAAAGAAGAUGUAUUGCGAUAUGACGCAUAUUAUUGUUUUUUCUUUACUUGUUACACAUGACAUAAUUUCCUUGAUGCUUAUUUUUUAAGAGCAGUAAGGAUAGAUUUUAUUUAAGAAUGAUAUGAUUUUUCUUUACCUAUAUUUCUUUUAUUGUAUCGUUAGAAUCCUUUGUGUGUAUUUUUUGUAUUUGUUUCUUGAUAUAUAGCGACGGUUGUUUCGUAAUACUCGUGCCUUUUCACUUUGAACGAAGUGAAAAACACAAACUCAUAAAUAAUAAUCUUAAUUCAUGAUCAGUGAAAAAGUUGAUAGAAAUCCCCUCAUUCUUGCCGCGAGUCAAAAUGUAUUAGCAAGAUUAUAGAUAUCGUUUUACGCCGGGGGACUUUUUACAAAGCGUCUCAGCAAAACCUUGACGUGAGAAUGCAAUAAAUAGUUCGUCGUAAAAAAAAGUUUAUCGUGCACUUUAAUGUGGUUCGAUACUGUCGUAAAUAAUUACGAAGCCUCUUCGACGAUACAAGAAAAUUGCGCCACGCGUAGCGAUGUCUCGUGGCUUCCGGACGAUAAUCGAUAUCGAGGAUCAUUAACGGCAAAUUUCUAUGAGCUGGAAUUGGACGAAAUCAUUAUCAUAAUUAUAAGAAUGUUUGCUCCAAUUAGUCAUAAUUGCAGCUCGACUUCCACGCGUCACGCAUAAGGAAUAAAUAUCAUUGAAGUGUAUUUAUUCCUAGAUGAUCGAAAGAUUUAUCUGUCUCUGCGAUCAAAACGACUGUUUAACAAAAAAUCUACUGAUUACGCACAUAAAAAUAUUUUUGUUCUUCCGAGUCUAUAUAGAAUUACACGAGUCUAAAUUUGGUACAAAAAGAAACACGCAAUAAAAUAACACACAGGUGCAACAAGAUUUGUCAAUAAACCAGAAUUAAUUAAACUUUUCAUUAAAAGUAAAAAUAUUUUGUCACAGAUUUUCGUUAUUUAUUAAUUUUACAAAUAUGAAAAUCAAGAAAUGUCGCUAAAUUUUUCAAGAAAUUUCGUCGAUUUGUGUAAUUAGCACGGAAUUCAUGAUCUCUUUCUGUGAUUCUCUCCACGAUUUUCUAUGGGUAUUAAUUGAUGGCUCAUAAAGUUGAUUGCCUGUUUCAUUCAUUAUAAUCUCAUUUCUUUAAUGUUUGCUAUUUAGCGAAGUUCUAUUUAAAAAUCAACCUUGUUAACGUAAUCAGCACGUUUAAACGCGCGAGCUGCAGAAAUGAUGAACGACGAUAUUAUGGUAUAUCAUUUCUGUAAUUGUUAUAAAAUUAUUUAGUAAUAUUCUCACGUUACAUUAUCUUCAUAAAAGUAAAAAUUGUAUAAUAUCCUCAUGUUAAUAUUAAUGGCUGUAUUUAAAUUGUAUUGAGGCUUUCCAUUCAUUUUUCAUAGAUUAACAAUAACUCUCAUCGCGUUGCCUAAGAUUAUCACGCUUUUUCAAAAUAAAAGAGCGACAAUUUGUUUUAACAUGUAAUAAUUUAAGUGCAAACGGUGUCAAAAUGAUCGAGACGCUUUUCUUUAGCGAUAUCCUCAGAAGACAUUGGAAAAUAUUCCCAGAGAACAGAGUUUCUAUUGGAUUGGACCGGACGUAUUCGGUCGCCGAAGAGAGAAUAUCUUGCAAUCGUAUAUACACAAUCGUUCCAAGUAUAAUCUAUGUACCCCCUCAUCGCGCAAUACUAUUUUUCCUCGAAUCCUUCCACUCGUCGUUUCCUUCCAUCGCACCUUAGCUAAUUCGAGGCGAGCUGCGAUGUUGACGUGCGCGCGAAACUCGCUCGUAGUUCGUUCAUACCUAGAAGCCUGUUUACGCAGAAAUCGCGUCAGUUGCGAGUUACUCUGGUGUGGUCCUCGAUUUCGACCAAGCUCAACUGCAUUUCUCUCCCCACGCCAUGUGACUCGGAACAGCUUCUGGACGUUUCGAGUCGCGUGUGUAUCGACACGUUUCGCAACGUCCAAUUGCACCAGAAGCAUACCACGUCGUCGCAUCGGAAAAUAAGUGUUGUCAUGCUAUCGUUACCGGAAAUCUAUAUGAAUAUUCCACCAGUGCACGAGCUUCGCGUCGCACGCACGUAGCAGGCACGAGCGACAUAUUUUCGGAGUUUCUCUUUUCUUUUUCUCCCUUUCUUUCUUUUUUUUCUUCCGUCUCUCUCCUUCACCGGGCGAGUAUCAUCCGAAUGACAAAGCGACGGCGGAUCGAGAAAAUCGCGCAGGAGAGGAGUGUCCCGGAGAUAUGUCGCGCGACUUAAACUCCUCAUCAUCGCCCUCGGAGUGGCCAUUGGACGACGCGAGGGACGAGUACCUCGCCAGGUGGGAAAUCGCAGUGCUGACCAGCAUAUUCCUCCUCACGGUCAUCGGCAACAUCCUGGUCCUGCUGGCUCUUUACGUCCGGCGACGUUAUCAACGACGAAAGUUCACUCGGAUGUACUUCUUCAUCUUGCACUUGAGCGUGGCCGACCUGUUGACCGGUCUGCUCGAUGUUCUGCCGCAGCUCGCUUGGGACAUAACGUUCAGAUUUCAGGGCGGAGCGGUGCUCUGUAAACUAAUCAAGUUUGGACAGCCUUUCGGCCUGUACCUUAGUUCCUAUAUCCUGACGGUGACCGCGUUUGACAGAUACUAUGCCAUUUGCCACCCCUUCAGUUACUGCGGCGUCACGUCUCAAAGAUCAAAAAUGAUGGUGUACGGGGCAUGGGCGCUCGCUGUUAUACUAUGCGUACCACAGAUUUUUAUAUUCUCGUACAUGGAAAUUGCACCCGACAUUUGGGAGUGUUGGGCCACCUUUUACAUGCCAUAUGGCGAAAGAGCUUAUAUUACUUGGUACAGUGUUACGCAGUUUCUAAUACCUUUUAUAGUGCUCAUAUAUACUUACACAAAAAUAUGUGUAUCGAUAUGGACGAGCAAUAAAAUAUCAGGAAUCGUUGAUUUCAAAAAGGGUAACAAAGCUAACUUCUCUCAGCGAAAUCGAGAUCCUCUUAUCUCCAAGGCGAUGAUCAACACUAUAAAACAGAUGAUCGUUGUGGUUACUUUAUACAUUAUUACCAAUACACCAUUCAUCGGAUGUGAGCUAUGGGCAACGUGGGAUUCUAAAGCUUCCAGUUCGCCGUUUUUCACCGGAGCUGCUUUUACUAUUCUAAGUCUGCUAAAUAGCCUCACGAGUUGCGUUAAUCCUUGGAUUUACUUUGCAUUUAACAAGGAAUUACGUAUGGCGUUGAUAAAUUUUUUAUGCGGAAAGAAAGAUUAUUCGUUGACUUAUGAUAUAGAUGCACGUCAAAAUGCGUCGGAUGUGCUCUCUUCAACACCGUCGUUUAUUUCUAGAAUCUCGCGACUUGCGAGUUCAAAGAUAUUCGGAUAGAGUGGAAAUGAAACAAAGUUUACAUUUUGAAAAGGACUGUUUUGAAUAUAAAGAAUACACUGCGGGAAUGUAGUUGAUGCAUAUAUACAUUCGUGUAAAUCCGUUCGACAUGACAAUGUCGGAACAUGCAAUUUUUUUCUAUAUAAGGACUUUUUAAUAAAAAUUACUUGUACGAAAAACCUAUUUUAAAAAAGGAGGAAAUAGUAACAACAAAGAACUCACUCUUUUAUAAGAAUAUUUCAGAAUACAGCCAGCUUGCGAUUCAGAUA
Molecule: messenger RNA, 3749 nt
Organism: Monomorium pharaonis (pharaoh ant)
Lineage: Eukaryota; Metazoa; Arthropoda; Insecta; Hymenoptera; Formicidae
Gene: AkhR
Product: oxytocin receptor
Exons: 6
Coding region: 2362-3480 (372 amino acids)
Biological process (GO): G protein-coupled receptor signaling pathway
Cellular component (GO): membrane
Molecular function (GO): vasopressin receptor activity; peptide binding
Source: RefSeq, a predicted model, not a curated record